Messenger RNA from Entelurus aequoreus (snake pipefish), 3650 nucleotides. RefSeq names its product bone morphogenetic protein 1a (gene bmp1a). Lineage: Eukaryota; Metazoa; Chordata; Actinopteri; Syngnathiformes; Syngnathidae. Gene Ontology annotation, biological process: proteolysis. Gene Ontology annotation, molecular function: metalloendopeptidase activity; calcium ion binding; zinc ion binding. Bases 62 to 3013 code for a protein of 983 amino acids. The record is from RefSeq and is a predicted model, not a curated record. The transcript is spliced from 20 exons.
UCUCUCUCUCUCUCCCCGCGCCUCUCUUCCUGCCCGCGGCCCCGCUCUGCCUGCACCUUUUAUGCCUGGCGUCUGGCCGUCUCCCCCCCACUCAACCAUGGAUCUCACGGCGAGAUGUUGGCUUCUGCUGCCCUGCGUCGGAGCGAUACUGGCCAUCGAUUUGGAGGCGAUCGAUCCGGGCUACUUGGUGGCGGAGUCCGCGACCACGGCGGAUGUUAUCGACUAUAAGGAUCCCUGCAAGGCUGUUGCCUAUCUGGGAGACAUAGCUCUGGAUGAGGAGGACCUGCGACUAUUUAAAGUGGACAGAAUUAUAGAUUUAGCCAGAAGAACAGUCCAGAUUGUCAAUCACACAAAUACAGGGUCAACUCAUCAAAAUAGCCAGAACAGACAAGGCUCUGGCCGAAGGAAACGAGCCGCCACUUCCAGACCUGAGCGUGUUUGGCCUGAAGGUGUCAUUCCAUAUGUCAUCAGCGGUAAUUUUAGUGGCAGCCAGCGGGCCAUAUUCCGCCAAGCCAUGCGGCACUGGGAGAAGCACACCUGUGUCACCUUCAUUGAGAGGACACAGGAGGAGAGCUACAUUGUCUUUACCUACCGACCAUGUGGGUGCUGCUCCUACGUGGGCCGGCGUGGAGGAGGCCCCCAGGCCAUUUCUAUUGGCAAGAACUGUGACAAGUUUGGCAUCGUAGUCCACGAGUUGGGUCAUGUGAUCGGGUUCUGGCACGAGCACACGCGGCCCGAUCGAGACGAACACGUCAGCAUCAUCAGAGACAACAUUCAACCAGGUCAGGAGUACAACUUUUUGAAAAUGGAGCCAGGGGAGGUGGAUUCUUUGGGAGAAGUCUAUGACUUCGACAGCAUCAUGCACUACGCCAGGAACACCUUCUCCAGGGGCAUCUUCUUGGACACCAUCCUGCCGCGCUACGACGUGAACGGCGUGCGACCUCCCAUUGGCCAGAGGACCAGGCUGAGCAAGGGGGACAUCACUCAGGCACGCAAACUCUACAAAUGCUCCAGAUGUGGGGACAGUCUGCAGGAUAGCAGCGGGAACUUCUCCUCGCCAGGUUUCCCUAAUGGAUACUCGGCCUACAUGCACUGCAUCUGGAGAAUAUCAGUCACACCAGGAGAAAAGAUCAUUCUGAACUUCACCUCCAUGGAUCUGUACAGGAGUCACCUGUGUUGGUAUGACCAUGUGGAGAUCAGGGAUGGAUACUGGAGGAAGGCACCGCUCAAAGGCCGGUUUUGCGGAGACAAACUUCCUGAGCCAAUCAUCUCCACCGACAGCCGGCUGUGGAUCGAGUUCCGCAGCAGCAGCAACUGGGUUGGAAAAGGUUUCUCUGCCGUUUACGAAGCCAUCUGCGGCGGGGAGGUGAAGAAGGACAGCGGGCAGAUCCAGUCGCCCAACUACCCUGACGACUACCGGCCCAACAAGGCGUGCGUGUGGAAGGUGACGGUGGCUCAGGGCUACCACGUAGGCCUCACCUUCCAGUCCUUUGAAAUCGAGAGACAUGACAGUUGUGCCUACGACUACCUGGAGGUGCGUGAUGGCAACUCUGAGAACAGCCCCCUGCUGGGACGCUUCUGUGGCUACGACAAGCCCGACGACAUCAAGACCAGCUCCAACCAGCUGUGGAUGAAGUUUGUCUCUGACGGCUCCGUCAACAAGGCCGGCUUCGCCGCCAACUUCUUCAAAGAGAUGGAUGAGUGCUCCAAGCCGGACAACGGUCGCUGUGAGCAACGCUGCGUCAACACACUGGGCAGCUACAAGUGUGCCUGCGACCCGGGCUACGAGCUUGCUGCUGACAAGCGCAGCUGUGAGGCCGCCUGCGGAGGCUUCAUCACCAAGCUGAACGGCUCCAUCACCAGUCCAGGUUGGCCCCGGGAGUACCCGCCCAACAAGAACUGCAUCUGGCAGCUGGUGGCCCCCACACAGUACCGCAUCACUCUGCUCUUUGACGUCUUCGAGACUGAGGGCAAUGACGUGUGCAAGUACGACUACGUGGAGGUGCGCAGUGGACUCUCGGCCGACUCAAGACUACACGGGAAGUUCUGUGGCGCAGAGAAGCCGGAAGCCCUCACCUCGCAGUACAACAACAUGCGCAUCGAGUUCAAGUCUGACAACACCGUGUCCAAAAAGGGCUUUAAGGCGCAGUUUUUCUCAGACAAGGACGAGUGCUCCAAGGAGAACGGCGGCUGCCAACACGAGUGCGUCAACACCUUCGGCAGCUACAGCUGUCAGUGCAGGAGCGGCUUUGUGCUGCACGAGAACAAGCACGACUGCAAGGAGGCUGGCUGCGACCACACGGUGACCAGUGUGAGCGGGACCAUCACCAGCCCCAACUGGCCCGACAAAUACCCCAGCAAGAAGGCGUGCACCUGGGCACUGACCACCACGCCGGGCCACCGCAUCAAAAUAGCCUUCAAUGAGAUCGACAUGGAGGCCCACCUGGAGUGUGCCUACGACCACAUUGAGAUCUACGACGGCAAAGACGGCAAGGCUCAGACUCUCGGCCGCUUCUGUGGCACCAAGAAGCCGCCGCCCAUCACGUCCAGCGGGAACAAGCUCUUCAUCCGCUUCUUCUCCGACAACUCCGUGCAGAAGAAAGGCUUUGAGGCGGCCCACUCUGCAGAGUGCGGAGGUCGUCUGAAGGCCGAGGUAAAGACCAAAGACCUCUUCUCCCACGCCCAGUUCGGGGACAACAACUACCCGGGGGCCUCGGACUGCCAGUGGGUGAUCUCAGCGGAAAAGGGCUACGGCGUGGAGCUCAUCUUCCAGACCUUUGAGAUCGAGGAGGAAGCGGACUGCGGCUACGACUACAUGGAGCUCUUCGACGGCUCCGACACCAAGUCUCCACGCCUGGGACGCUACUGCGGAUCAGGGCCUCCAGAGGAGAUUUACUCUGCGGGCGACUCCAUUGUCAUCAAGUUCCGCUCGGACGACACCAUCAACAAGAAAGGAUUCCACGUGCGCUACACCAGCACCAAGUUCCAGGACACCCUGCACUCACGCAAGUGACGAGUGGGGGCCGCAAGGGGCCGUGCGGGGCAAAGGGGCGCCCGGAGGGGCCCCAAGGGGAGGCUCCAGCCUAACGCUCGGAAACCUUCGGCCACCACCGAUCAGACACGACAGAACAGAAGCAAGACCACCACCACCAAGCGCACCUCUAGCGCCCCCCGCAGACUGUGAGGAGUAAAGCCAUUCUGCUUGUUUUUACCUUUUUAUGGUUGGGUUGGGGUGGGGGGGUGAAGGUCCACCUUUGGUGGACAGCGGGGAGGGGAGGGGGGGGGAAGGGUUAAUUGACCAACCCCCUCCAGAUAAUUCUUUAGUUUUUUUGGUUUUUGGUGUUGUUUUUUUUCCAAGGUGCCAGCUGAAGCACGGCACCACCCAGUGGAUUCUCAGGACCUGCAAGAAGGAUGCUCCACGCCAAACCUUGGCAUCCGCCGUCAGCAGGAAGAGGAGGAUUGUGGGAAGGCAUCCCACGCUGCUCCCUCGUCUCUCCUCGUCGUCCUUGGAUGAGAAGGACUCGACAGGACUUGUUCUGUCAGUUUGCAUGUGAUCCAGAGAAGACGUGACAACACCAGCAUUUGUAUUGUUAGCAUAACUAAGGAAGCAGUUAUCUUAUUAAAGGACUAAUAAAUGAAAUGUGCUCCAA